Molecule: messenger RNA, 11195 nt
Organism: Ostrinia nubilalis (European corn borer)
Lineage: Eukaryota; Metazoa; Arthropoda; Insecta; Lepidoptera; Crambidae
Exons: 10
Coding region: 107-5809 (1900 amino acids)
Molecular function (GO): protein binding
Source: RefSeq, a predicted model, not a curated record
AAAUAUUUAUGCCAACCCACAUAAAUUACAAAAAGUAUAUUUUUUCCCUAAAUCAAAUCCAAUUGAGAAAUAACUGCACUUUGUAAACAGAUGUAAGAAAUGCUUAAUGCCGGGCGCUGACUCGAGGUUUAAGCCGCCAUCGGCAAAUGAAUCCUUGGCCUCGGAUGAAGAAGCGUCUCAGUUGGAACUUCACCUUCAGAGACAACUGGAAGAAGAUGUCGCAAGAAUAUUUGAUGAAUCCAUUUAUACUGAUCUUGAAGUGGUGUGUGGUAAACUAAAAAUAUUAACUCAUUCAUGUAUAUUACAAGCUCGCACAAAUAAAUUUUAUCAUAUACUUCAGACGAUAUUGCAUGUUAACAUCGGGCGCAGUGCUUUUGACGAAAUAUAUUCGUUUAUCAGUGAUACCUACACUGAAUGCAAUAUAAAACAUCAAGAAAAAGAGAUACUGGCCUAUUUAAAAACAUUAUCACUAAACACAAAAGAAGCAGUAGAAGAGCCUGAAGAGUUUUUGACACCCAAGUGCAUAAGCCCCUAUGUAGAGAAAGCUUUGAAGAAAAGUAUUAGUUCUAGCCCUAGUACUGAACUUACAAAAGAAUAUUACGCUCUAGUGCCAAUAGAAGGCAACUUAUUAGAUAAAGAACUCAUAGAACAGGACGUUCUUUCUAAUGCUUUUCAAUCUAUUAUAAGUUCGCAAAUCGGAGAUUUAGAUAAGGUCAAAGGUUUUCAACGUAAUAAACCGACUUCGUUGGCUCUGAUUUCUAGUCAUUCAUCCAAAUCAGUGAAACAUUCCAACAGUUGUGAUAUUUUAAUUAAAAGUCAUCUUAAAGAUGAAAGUUCAUGCGGAACUUUUACAAACAUAGAAACAAAAUUAUUAGAUAUUGCUGCUGGUCAGUUUACUAAAACAAAUCAAGAUAUCGAAUCAAAUAAAACGUCUGAUAUUGUAUGUAAAAACACGAAGUUGAUUGACCCGCUUUUGGACAAAUCUACAGAUCCGGCUUAUUCCCCUGACAGUUUAAUAGCAGACGAUCCUAGUUCUUCUUCUGACUAUCUGUCUGCAGCUUAUACUUUUUCACCUGGUAUAAGUUCCGUUUUCCCCCAGCAUUUAAAUGUUGGAAUCAACAUCACUAAAAUGGAAAACAUUUUUACGUCAUCGGACUCUGGCUUGGAGAACACAGGUUUGUUGGAAAGUCUUACCAGUCAUAAAGAUAUAACUGUGACAGAUAUGUCGCUAACUGAAAGUACCCUACAUGACUUAACCACUGACGAUGGUAGUAAUUCCCACGAUUCAGUGUCAAGUCCACUAGUUGACAAGAAAAUUUCUACAGCAUUAAAUAUUGAAGUUUCCCUAAACUCUGCUUCAUGUACAUCAGAAAAUAAUACAUCAGAAGACCAGUCCACAAGACCAAAAGAAAUGACUUGUAAUUCCUCAAAAGAAGAAAAAGAAAAACAAAAUGAGGAGAUUGUUAUUCUUGAGUCUUCAUCUUUGUCUUCAGAAACAGGAUCAUGGGAAUCUGUGUAUCCUCCGAGAUUAACUGCAACAGAUAUGUGUGAAAAGUUCAUUCACAAUGAGCGUCGAAAUUUUAAUGAAGUAGAACCUAAAGUUUCCUCGAAAAAAGCAGACUGUGAUGAUUUCUCUCACACGAGUCAAAGCCUUGUUCAGAAAUCGCCAUUCAAAUCAUCAUCAUGUUUUAUUGAUGCUGCAAGUUUAGUCGAUGAAGAAGAACAUACAAUUAAAAUAAUUUCCGAUACCAAUGAUAUCUCAGAAAUCAUAGCUUCAGAUGUUCCAAUACCUAUGCCAAGUAAACCUGUACCUUGUUCAACAAAUAAAGUAGAUAUAAGUCCUAGUGAUUGGUCAGAAAAUGAUAACGAAGACUCCUUAGAACAAUUGGAUAGCAAGGACCCCGAUUCAAUACAAAAAGACCUAUCUCCAACAAUUUUUGAAAUGACACCUAUCACCGAAGAUUCUUUAUGUACUAAUGUAUUUGAACCAGGGCAAAAUAAAGAAUCUGAAGAAAUGAAAGAAACUGCUAUUAAAGAAGAUUUAUCGAACAUUAACUCUGGAAAGGAUGAUUCAAUAUCCAUAAGCACGCCCUUAAUGACUACACCUUAUAACUCGAUAAUGUCACUUAAAGUUUCUGGUCUUAAGCAAUAUGAAUCUGAAGAAAGCGAAAGUGACACAACUAUAGUAGGUCAAAAUUUAACUAACAUCUUGAAAAAAUACAAUGAAUCAUCACCAAUUAUAUCAGGUGGAGCUUCUGUAGAAGAUCAUUUACCUAAUAUCAGUAGCAAUUCAGGAAGCCCGUUGAUACGUACGUAUAAAAAAAUAGAAAAUAUACCGAUAGUUUCAGGAGCCUAUGUCCCCCCUCUAGAAGCAGAAGUAAGCAAGUCACCGCGUCCAUCUUGUGCCCCUACAUGGGUAGUCGAUAUGUCUACCUCCUCUAAGUCAGACGUCGAUACAGUUCACUCAAAGAAACCCAGUGAUAAAAUGUGCGAUAGCCUGAGAUCCUCUUCUAAAAAUAGUUCAGAAAAUUGCAAUAAGAGCAGAAAUUCAGUGGAUUCUGACAGCAGUGAGAGGUCAAGCCAUAAAUUUUAUAUCGAUUUAUCAAGUUUACCCGAUCCUAUACCGCCUAAAACUCAAAAUGAACCAGAAACAGCAAAUGAAAAGAAAAAUAUUUUUUCAAUGUAUAUUGAUUUUGGAGAAAAAUCUGCGUUGAAGGAAGCACCCCAUAGAUUAACUUCUUUAAAUAACAAGAAGAGCGAAGCAAAAAUCACUCCAAAAAACAAUAAAAAUAAGGUGGUAUAUACUCCUAUUUCAGUUUGCUCUAAAUUAUCUGACCCAAACAGCACAUCGACUUUUGAAAAAUAUGAGGUUUUAUGUGAAGAUUCCAACAUCAGUAUAUCAGAAAUCAUCAACCUAAAUGAGGGAAAUCGGAGAGAUACCAAAUCAAAAGAACUCAAGAAUUCAGAGUCAAAUAAGGACCCCCGAGCAGAAGAGAAAAAUCACCGACCCGAAGUGAAAAAUCACAGUGAUAGAUCUUUCCAACGGAAUUCGAGAACAACAAUUCACGAAGAAUCACUCAAAGCGAGGAUUACUAUAUUUGACGAAACAUUUUAUGAGCUGGAGGAUGAAUCAUUUGUGAAGUUGUCGGAUUUAGACAAACCUAUUCUGAAAGCUGAUCCUCCUGUAAUUAAAAAACCCGACAAGGUUGUAGAUGAGCGAAUGACCAGGUCAAUACCUGAUAACAGUUGGCGCGAGCAGCAAAAUCAAGGUUGUACAUCUAGAUCUAAUGAGAUUAUAAGUUCCUUUCAUUCGGAAAAUGCACUUAGCUUAAAUAGGUUGUUCCCGCACCUAAGGACAGAGUUCAGUAGAAGCAUGCCCGGGUCUUUGUCGAGCAGGACACGGUCUCCUUUAAGAUUAGGAGUCGAGCAGAGUCCCGGGGACUUAGACGAUCAAACUUCAGAUACAUCGGAAAUGAGCAGUGUGCAAAGUAGUUUUUGCCGAUCUAUCGUUGAAAACAGUACGACUGAAGAAACCAGCCAAGCCUCAAGUCUGAUAGGGAAUUGUCAAUCCCGCUUGGGGCAAGACCUUCUGCGAAUGUUUUUGGAAGAAAUAGCUCCCGACGUGAUCGUGGAGGUGUCAGGGAGACGAAUUAAAGCACACAAAUGUAUUUUAUCAUCAAGGUGCCAGUACUUCGCUGGGAUAUUAAGCGGUGGCUGGGUUGAGAGUGCGGGGAAUGUUAUAGCAUUGCCACCAUUUUCAUUUAACGUUGUCCACUUCGCUCUCUGUCAUAUAUACUCAGGUGUUUCUACAAUACCUGAUUCGAUAAGUAUUGUGGAGCUUGCAACAUUGGCUGAUAUGCUGGGCUUGGAAGGCUUGAAGGAAGCUAUUAUGUUUACAUUAAAAGCUAAAUAUUGUCAUCAUUUCCACAAACCCUGUGCGGUAUGCAAAGCUGGAGUGCUGGAAUGUUUCCCCCUGUGCUCAGUCUAUGGCCUGGACGAUUUGUACAGAAAAUGCUUGAAAUGGAUUAUAAAGUAUUUUCCUUGGGUGUGGCCUACUAAAGCUUUUGCCACACUGCCUUCCGAAUUAUUGGAGAAAUGUUACCAAGAGAUUGUUAUCAAUAUGACGCUUGAGAAUAUUAUCAAUACAGUUUACGGAUGCGGCCUUACAGUUCAAGACUUGCAUCAUAUUCGAUGGGGCGACAUUGUAGCACGUAUAUGCCGCCGUUUGGUGCACGCUGCGGCACACUUUAUCGCGCCUAAACUUGUGACAGUUCUGCGCGAAAUCGGUACGUUGCCGCCCGACCCGCCGCCGUCCGCUAAACAGGCGCUCGACGAAUGCAUGGCCGCGGCCAUAGAAUGGGCGCCGCCGGACGAAUGCUGCCGCGCCUACGCACUCCUGGCCGGCGUCGCCAGGGAAAUACGAAACCACCGAUUCGCCAAGCCCGAUCUGAUCACCAACGGCAACCCGAACAACGUGCCCGGUCAAGACAACCUUCUGUACGUCAGCGCCGGCAGCUGGGUGCAGCAGUGCGAGGGCGCGCUGGUGCGGGCGGCGCCGCGCGUGUGCUGCACGCAGGCCUUCGCCGAGCUGCCGCCGGAGCUGCGCGCGCGCCUGCGCGAGCUGGGCUGCAUCAUGUACGGCCAGCCGCAGCUGCCCGGCCGAACCCCCGCCCUCCACAGCCGCAGAAGCAAGAACGCUCACCCCAAACCGAACAAAACCCAGCCAUCCACGUCCAGGAACUUAGAUAUAGACCACAUGCGAGCUUCUUUUGUUCCAUAUGCUUCCAAGCCGGCGACCCUCGUCGCCCCGGGCGUGUUCAAAAGUAGCAGCAAUGAUUUACAAGAUACAAAAAAGAUGUCUCGCGCUGCCCCUCCUAAAGUCAGGACCACCAAAGCGCAAGAGGAACGCGCGAAGUUUAAUUUGUCCAAGGCAAACCCGUCCCAGGAGCGUCUGAAUGCCAAGGUGAACGCUGCGAAGCCAUCGUUUGAACACACCAAGCCCAGAUAUCUGGAACCUAAAAUUAUACCAGAAAUGAAAAAAAAUAUUAGUACCAAGAAAUUGGUCCCUAAAAUGAUAUCGUCUAGUGAAUCUUCUCGGAACUCAAGUCCCAUUCAAGCGAGAAACUUGAGGACGAGUCGCAUGAAAAAUCGGCAGGCAAACGAGGGGAAGACGCAAGCUUUGUCGCAGGACAGCCUGGCCACGUGCUCGCGGCCGCGCACUGCUGAGCCGUCGACGGACUCGCUCAGUGAAUCGCAGACCAGUAACAAAUAUGCCACCUAUACCAAGGUGCGGCAUACCACCAAGGGAUCCAUUGAAUCUGCUGCAGUGAAAUGCACUCGAUACGCUACCGCCCCCAACCCAUCGGCAGUGACAAAUGGUAAAGUAAAGACAAAAAUACCCGUUUAUUUAAACUCUUUGUCCAAGUCGUACAACACAGAUAACAAGAGCAGUUGUGACGUGCCGUCGCCGCAAAGUAAAUCGUUCCCCGCCCCUAAAACAUCGACGGCUACACAUUCCACUGCAUCGGUGCCGAUGCGUAGCAAGAACUACGAGAAGAAUUCUUCGUGCUCUUUGAUGAAUGCAACAAAAUCUAGCUCUGCCAAAAUGGUGACGAAAAUAAUCAAAGAAUCUCCCCGCUCUAAAACGGUUACAAAAAAUGUCAAGGGCAAUUCCAACUCUCGACGUCCUCAACGCAGAGCAGAAACCGAUCCACAGAUGGAAAUUCCUGUGAUGGAACGCUCUGGUACUUUUCUUAAAGACGAGCCAACUUUCGGCGAUAAAACAACUAACAUAGAUUUAGAUGAAUAGACUGCUCGCGUGGGCAGUAUUAUUUUACAAGCUUUAGCGGGAGCCAGGAAAUAGCUGCGCCGUGACGAGAUCUCACCGCGGAUCCCGUUAAAGCGUUAGUAGCUAAAACCUUUCAGAUUAUACAGACUACAAAUCUUCCAAUCAGCAACAAGAAUGUUAACGAGUUACGUUAUUUAAAUGUUUGUACUAAAAUAAGUGAAAAGACUGGUAAAGACUAAAGAUUAACCCCCAGUUUCUGCACCGAGAUAUUUAGCUUGAGUGUGCUCAUCUUUUACUUAAGUAUGAAAUUAAGCUUUUAAUUCAUACUGAAGCUUUAGUCAUACUUGUAUAAGUAGAAAAUAAGCACACUCAAGUUAAAAAUCUCAUUUCAGUGUGCCUACCAUGAGUUUACGUUAGGUGAGCUCGCUAGCGAAUACGUCAAAAAAUUAUAUGAAGAUUUUAUUUCUUGAAAGUAGCCGCUAGGGGCGCUGCACAAUAUGUCAUACAUUUAAAUGUCAUUUUUUUACGCAGUCGCUAGCGAGCACACCUAACGUAAACUCAUGGUAGGCACACUGAUACCGGGGAACUAGUGCUCGUCUUUUGUUACAUUUUACGUUCAAUUCAAUUCGGUAUUGUGAACUAUUGUGUUACAAACACCUUUAUUAUGAGCAGAAUAUCAAAAAGCAUAAUAUCAAAACCUUUAUACCUAACUCCUACAAUAAUAACAUUUAAUUAUAGAUUCACAUCUUAGUGCUUCCAAUUUUUAAUACCGUAUGAACAAUAUUUAUAUCUUGACUGCUGAUUGGGGUGAUCUAAGCCAAGCUCUCUGCUUGUGAGGUGUCUUUUUUCAGCUCUACCUCAUUAUCACUCGUAGAUUUUUAAUGUGUGGACUGUUUUUAAUUCUGGGCUGGAUCGGGUAGUCUGUCCACACAUAACUCGAGGCAGAGUAGCGUCUGGUCUGUACUCUAGGCGAUUAUGUAGAUUCUACCUAUCUGUGAGCUAAAAUAACGACUUACCGCUAUGUGGUGAAGGUAGUGUUUGAGUGUGUAUACUAAUAUUACGCGUAAUAUAUUUUUUUAUUGUAAUAUUAGUGUAGAUAAAUUACGCAGGUGACAAUGAAGUAAUGAUGUGAUAUAUUUUGUUGGGUUGCCCAGUAAAUUAAUUUCCCGUUAUGGCCCUAUUAAUGAAUCCGAUGAAUUGAUACUUAAUAAUUAAAAUGUAUUGAAAUAGUAGUAUCUUACUAAUAUUAUAAGUGUGCUUUGUAUGGAUCUCUAGAAUUUACAGUAUUAUUAUUUACCUAUACAUCAGAAUAACAUUUAUAACAAUCUGUGAAAUCUAAAUACGCGAAGCGGUGGCAAAAUCUAAUUAACUACAUAAAUUAUUAAAUAGCUUAUUACGAUUUUUUGACAUGUGAACUAAUUUGGAAUGAGCAUUGUAAGGGUCACCUGUGUAGGGAUUGUAUUUUUAUCACGUAUUUUUAUGCUUGAUGUUUCUAUAUAGGAGAUGUAACUACAUAUAGAUUGAUAAAUGCAUGUCUAUGUUAUCGUCAUCUAAAUGAUUAUACUCAAAUAAUUUAUUUUUUCUCUUUAAUAGCGUAAUUUGGCCAUGGUUUGUAAAGUACACGCAAAUCUGGCGUAUCUUAUUAAUUAUACAUAAUAUUAUUUAUUGCUAGAUUUUUUGGUGUCUGCUACGUAUUUUGUCGCUGUUUCAUAAUAUUGUGGAUCAAUUAAGAUAGAAUUUUGCUAAUAUUAGUCCUGAAACCAAAAAUAGCGACUCACUUGUAAAAUACUGUUAAUUAUAAUUAUUAUGAGGAAUUACGAUUUAGCGUUAUAUUUUACCUGAGUACUCUUGACUUGUUGACUGUUAGGUCCAUAACUAUUAAUUAUUUUGAUAAUUGACUUAAUAGAGUGGCGUUGUUUUAAAUAAUAGCAUUUAUAGGAUGUUUAGAAGCAAUGCGUGUAAAGUGCUUUGGGAACCAAUAAUAAAUAAUUUUCCGCCAAGUAAGUAUCUAAUAAUAAUAAGUAUUAUUCGGCUGAUUAUUUAUACAUAUAUUUGUUACUUAAUUUUUCCAAUAUUAAUUUCUUCAAUCUUAAAUUGAUCUCGCGUUGAUCAUCUGAAAGGAUUCUUCACUUUCUUAUUGGUUGGUUCUUGAUGGUUUCUGAGCUUAUUUCUUUUUUUUUCUCGUUCCCAAAAUCAUGACACACAUGUUCAAACAGCCUAAGACUAGGCGCAGACCACUGAUUUUUAGUUGGCCGAUAGUUGUGCCCGAUUUUAAAUUGUAUGAAGAAUCGGCCAAAUCGAAUCGGUGUAAUGUGCGCACUUCCAUACAUGCCCAUACUGACCAACUGCCCGACUAAACUAUCGGCCGACGAAAAAUUGAUGGCCUGCGCCUAGGCUAAUAGAUAUACCUGCCGUAAUCACAUCUUUUAAAGUAGCGAAGUAAAAUUUAUAGUGCUUACUUAAUAACCAAAGUUCCAUAACUCUGUGGUAUUUUUGACAACUAUAAUAUCUAAUUUCCAACAUUACUUUUUCUAAAUAGAUGGUGGAAUUGAUUAUAUUAUGCUUAAAUUAAUGAAACGGAAUGGAAUUGCCAACAAAUUAUUCCGUAAAAGUAUAAUAACCGUUAAAAAUAAAUUAUAAAAACAAUAAAAUGCCAGUGCUUCGGUUGUCAUAAUCGCUAAACGAAAAGUAUUUGCAACACUUUUUCUACUUAGAAAUAAAUAUCCUUAGACAAACAAAUAAAUAUCAACUAAGUAGGUAAGUAAAAUUGUAUCUUGUCGUUUGUAUUUUUAGUAUCAACUGAGAAGGAAAAGAAACCUUAGUUUAGUUUUAGUUCAACAGAUUUGUCAGAAAAUAUGCUUCUAACAUCGUUUUCAUCUUCAUCUUAAAUAGUGAUUACAUACCUCAUGUGUAUAAGCUUUUAUCAUUCAGUCAUAGUUUUUACUAAAAACAAAAACUUACUACUUAUUGCUCUAAAUGAGACGACGUAAUACGAGCUAACAUAAUAACCCCAGAAAGUACUUAUCGGUCUAACUACAUUAAUAUAACUGACCAAAAGAUACAGGAUGUAAGAAAUAGGAAGUUGGCAAAAACCUAAAUAGACGUAUGAACUAGUUACAUUAUUUAUUUGGAAAAUCAAUUUGCAAGUUCGCGUACAAAAAUACUAUUAUUAUCGAGUUUGGAAACAGCGAUACCCCGUUUAGUUUUUACCAGACACCCUCCUUACAUCCUGUAUAACAGGUUCGAUAGUGAAGACAAAAGCCAAGAGUUCUAUCCCAUCCUAUACAUAUUUUAUUGAUUAUUCUAACAACACACGAGAGAUAUUUAUUUUAGUGAAACUUGGUUACUUUAUUUAAUAAUUUAUACUUAAAUCAGCAAUUAUUUUUUAUAUUACUAGUUCGUUAAGUGAGAAAUGAAAUUAAUUAUAAUCAAUUACUUUAAAUAGAGGUUUAUUUUUGUAAAUUAAUAUAUACUUAAGUAAGGUAUGUUCUGUUUUGUGCAAUUUGUUAUGUUUUAUUUGUUUAUAACAGAACUUAAUUAACUCCACUUUUAGGAAUCAUAUAAUCAACUAUAAUAAUAUUUUGAUUUGGUAACAUAUAUGUAUAAGAUUUAAUGUUUCAUUUUACAAUGGUCGGGUUGAUUUGAUUAAGUAUCUUUCUGUAGUAGGAAAUUAUUUUGUAUUGUCUAUAAGAAAAAAAUGUAACUAAUAAUACAGAUAUUCGUAGCAAUGUAUUUUGUAUAAAAACUAUUUAUGCUUUUACAAAUCAGCAGAAUGAUUGUCUUUAAGAUUAUGAUCUAUUUAGCUUAGUACUUUAAAACUUUUGCUUAUAAGUUAAUUUGGGAAUUAACUAACUACUACGUUUGCAUGCAGGCGAAAACAUUUAACACUUAUACAGUACAGUACUUAUUAUUAUUCUGUAUUUAUGUUACAGGAAAUGUAUGAAUUCUAGGAAUUGUAUACUAUUCCUAGGAAAUGUAUACAAUUCCAAAGCCAUUUAGGAAAUGUAUAAAAUAUUGCUUCAGAGAUUUUUUAAUACGCACAUAUCCUAGGAAAUGUAUACUUUUCCUAGGAAUUUUAUAGAAUUCCAAUAUUGUAUUAGGAAAUGUAUAAAACUAAGCGGCACUGGCGCGGUCGCGUGAUCGGAUGCCCCUCGGUACGCCUAAAAUUUCAUUUAUUAAACUACAUAUUAUUGGCAUGAAGGUUUUAGUACUCCUGUAGCUGGAUAACAAUGUCUAGGUUAGGUUAGAUUAGACUUGCGACCUUACACAUACACAGCUGCCGCGCGCGGUAGCGGCCGCCGAGCGCUAUUUAAGUUUCGGAAAAAAAGUUUCGGUAAUAAAACAAUUGAUGCAAUACCCUCCCCUCGCACCGCAUGUCCACGCGUAUUCAUUGAAAUCUUAUAAUAUUACAUUUCCGAUUGCUGUUUAGGAAAUGUGUGAUUUUCCUAGGAAAUGUGUCCAAUAUAAUUUACAUCAGACAUUUCCGGGUGAUUUUAGGACUUAUACACAAUUCCUAGGAAUUGUAUACAAUGACGGAUUUCAUACAUUUCCUGUAACAUUUAUACAUAAUAGGCAGUAUCGUGUUAAUUAGAAGUGCUUUUUUGUUUUUAAGUGGAACUGCAUUUCAGAAAUGUGUUAUUAGGGUAAACAAGCAACAAUUUAAUCUUUCGUUAAAUUGUUGAAAUUUUAGUACCAAGUACUUACCUAAAGCAUUUAUUUCUCGAUUAAUAUAAAUAUAAAGUCACAUAGUAGUUUGCAUGUUAAAGUAAAUAAUAUAAGAUCUUUAAAAACAUUAACAUUGAUGUGCAAUACAAAUCAAAAUACACAAUUUGAUACUCAGUCGGCUAUCCUGAAAUGAUGCGAAGACCGAUAUCCGCUAUUUUUAGGUAAAGAUUUAUUUGUUAAGGUUUUAAGACAGUGUAGUCAUAUUUCUAUUUAUCUUAAUACCAGUGUACCCUAACUAAUUACAUACUUACAUAUUUAAAAUAAUCAUAUUACCUAGGGUUAAACUUUCAACUGAUCUCAAUGAUGCGUAGUAUUCAGUUUACACAAUUCAGGUCUGCAUCAGCCAUCGUUAGAUAAAUUAGGCCAUGUUUUAUUUUUAUAAUGACCUUAUCGUAAAUCUUUGUUUAUGCUUAAAUUUGAAAGCUAGAUAUUAUUAUUAAAGAUGUACCGAGAGCAAUUGAUAUGUUACUUAAUUAUUCAUUUGAUUAGUGUGUUAAAUUAUACGAUUUUAAAAUUGUUAUAUCUGGUCGCUUUUCAAUCUAUCGCAAUGGAGUUCAUCUUUAGUCAUAGUGCGUAAAUAAUUGUAAUUAUUAUAAUUUAAAAACACAAAUAUUUAUUGUUGAUGAAUGUCAUAUCUACAUGUAUGUUGUACCUAAUAGAUUUCAUGAAAUACACAUUAUCC